This is a messenger RNA of Aethina tumida (small hive beetle), 2161 nucleotides long. RefSeq lists its product as uncharacterized. The transcript has 11 exons. Lineage: Eukaryota; Metazoa; Arthropoda; Insecta; Coleoptera; Nitidulidae. Bases 1 to 2085 code for a protein of 694 amino acids. The record is from RefSeq and is a predicted model, not a curated record.
AUGAAGCUGAUCAUUUUAGCUUCAAUACUAGUAUUAUUAGUGCCCCCAAAAGUGCAAACUAGCAGUAUAAAUGUGGGCACUGUCUUAUUUACACAAAUGGACAUGCACAGAUCCUGUUGGACUAUCGAAAGUAUUGCUGUGUUAACCACUAGAAUGAUGCUGGAGGAUUUGAUGCCAGCUGUGGACAGGAUCGUAAUAGAAAACAACGACUUCAUUAACAAUCUAAUGGGCUACUUCAAAGAGAUUGCCCGAGUCAUAAGAGAACGAGCUAAUGGAAGAAAGAAGCAUAUAAUUUUACUAGCUUUCACUGACGUCCUUGGAGGAUAUUUAAAAUCAAUAGUUUUGCCAAGAGCCAAACGUGCCUACUACGCAGGCUUAAUAGACUUCUCAAGCCUGGAAAAACUGCUUCAACUCUUCAACGAGUUGAAAUGGUUCUUGCGUACCAACGGUGUUGGUUGGGCGAAAUCAAUUGAGUACGGAUCGGGCGAUUACAAAAUUGCUCCAAUCAACAUGGAAGCAGUGUCGACCAAAGACUCGUGCAAUGCUCUGAUGUUCUUCGAGAAACCCAAAAACAACACCACCAUCUCGACGACCCAAGUCAACAGAGGUACAGACUUGAACGUUAGGCCGAAACGAAAAGCCGAAGAGGCCGAACCGAAUUUCAUCUUUCCCAUGCCUUUCUUUGACUCGAGGUGCCAUCCGAAUUCCAUAGCUGUGCCUUUCAAAUAUUAUUCGCUGAGACCUAUUGAGUCUAAAAAGUCGUCGAACGUGGUGUUGAAGUACUUCACAGCUGUUUAUCAGUGCAUGGCUGAGAAAAAAGUUGAUAUUUACAGUAGGCAAAAGUUUUAUAAUGAGUUUUUGUCUUGGAUUGACCGGGACAUUAUGCCCAAGUUGGAUGACGAAAGGGUUUAUGCUGCCUUUGGAGGAAUUUAUAAAGUCGGAGAAACGCUGAAGGAAUUCGGAGCCCAAAAGAUAGAAAUCAAAACAACUACAGAAGUGAAAUUCAACGAGGAAGGACUGAACGAAGUCUCAACUCAGUCUCCUAGUGGAGUUAUGAAGAGUUCCAAUCUAAUACUUCUGGCAGUACUGAUAGCAAUAUUCGUAUGGUUCCUGCUGGGAAUCAUGUUCAUCUGUUAUAGGAUCAGAGCUAAGAAGUCUUGCUCAGCACAUUGUACUUGCAGUAAGACCAGCCUGAAGAAGACUUCUUCGUCGUCUCCACCUCCCGGCACCACGUCCGGCAGUGACAGUCAAACUUACACCAAGUGCACGUGCACAAAGAACUCCAGCAAGACUGAAAGUAAAACUUCAACCAAAUCAACGUCCAAAGAUGUGACUCCCGGUUACGACACCCAAGUGGCCACCAUCGAAACAGUGCAAACAAUGAAGCUGUUGCCUUCAAUAGCUGAGAUUUCAGAGACGUCGUACAGAUGCGAGAAGAAGCACUACGACUCUUCGUCUUCCGAUUCCAGUUCCUACACCACGGAGGAGGAGAAGACCGGAAGAGAAACUUUAACGGCGGCCUACUCCACCAUUUCGCAUGACAUGUACUUGAAGACUUUAAAGAACACGGCCAAGAUGGUUGCGACGAAGGCCUCGAAGCGGGUCAGUGGCGUGAGUUUUGGCGAAGGUAAGGAAAAAUCUACGACUUUGUCGUCGAAGAACGUCACCUAUUCCACGGACGCGUCGGAGGAUGUUUCCAAAACCAGCAGGUCGUCUUCAUCUCUCAGCUCUUGUUUGAAGAAAGACAAAAAGGAUACGUCCGAUUACUCCACAGAUGCUACAUCACAAAUGGUUAGCGUGGAUCUGAGGAAGAACAGAAGCGAGGAAACAACCAGCUACAGCUCGGAAAGUCAUCAGGACGUGAGCAAGCAGGAAAUGAGUGUGGUUUCACUAAACGAUGAUGAUGAUCCCACGCCAGAAACAUCGAGUCACUCCAAAAGCAGCAGAAGUCGCUCAGAAAGCCUCGACAACACGCUGAAGCAGGACUGCAUUUUUGGCUACGACUUCCACACGUCUUCAUCAGGUGACUCUUCAAUUGAUACAGAAGAGUCGAUUACAGAAAUGAAAAAGUCACCAUCCAAAUAAUUAAUAAUGUUUACUACUUCUUAUAUUUAUACACUGUUUUAUAUUAUAAUAAAUAAAUAAAUCACAUUUUAAUUAA